Pogona vitticeps (central bearded dragon) is the source of this 2547-nucleotide messenger RNA. Lineage: Eukaryota; Metazoa; Chordata; Lepidosauria; Squamata; Agamidae. The record is from RefSeq and is a predicted model, not a curated record.
UCCUCGCCCUCCGCCUCUUUCCCUCCCCGCUGAUCCGAAGGCAGGAGGAGGAGGAGGAGGAGGAGGAAGAGGGCGCGAUCCGGCGCACCCACCGGGACGAUGCCCAGCUCCUUGUUUGCGGACAUCGAGCGCCAUGGGGGCGUCGGCGGCGUCAGCGGGGAGACCCUGGACGACCAGCGGGCGCUGCAGAUCGCGCUGGACCAGCUCUCGCUGCUGGGCUUGGACCACGACGAGGCGGGCGCCCUGUACGACCCGGAGCCGCGCAAGAAGAGCGUCAACAUGACCGAAUGGGUGCCCAGCCCCCCCAACCUGCCGGGCCAGACCACCAUCCAGGUGCGGGUCCCUUACCGGGUGGUGGGCCUGGUGGUGGGGCCCAAGGGGGCCACCAUCAAGCGGAUCCAGCAGCAGACCCACACCUACAUCGUCACCCCGAGCCGCGACAAGGAGCCCGUCUUCGAGGUGACCGGCAUGCCCGAGAACGUCGACCGGGCCCGGGAGGAGAUCGAGGCCCACAUCGCCCUCCGCACCGGCGGCCUGGUCGAGCUCACCGACGACAACGACUUCCACCGACGGGUGCGGAGCGACCCCGGGGGGCGCCUGAUCGCCGCCGCCGUGGCGGCCGCCGCCGUGGCCGUGGCCUCCUCCUCCUCGCCUUCCUCCUCCUCCUCCUCUUCCUCUUCCUGCUCAUACCCCCUCUAUGCCAACGGGCUGGGGUGCCACUUGCCCAGCUUGCCCUCGGAUUCCUCGGGCUCCUCGUCCUCCUCCUCCAGCUCCUCGUCCAGCUCCUCGUCCAGCUCCUGCUCCUCGUCCUCCGGCUUGAGGAGGAAAGGCAGCCGGGACUGCUCCAUCUGCUUCGAGAGCGAAGUGAUCGCGGCCCUGGUGCCCUGCGGCCACAACCUCUUCUGCAUGGAGUGUGCCAACCGCAUCUGCGAGAGGAGCGACCCCCAGUGCCCCGUCUGCCACAGUGCCGUCACCCAGGCCAUCCGGAUCUUCUCCUAAGCCUGGGCACCCAACCCCCUCGCCCCGUGUGGCACGCCCACCCCUUCACACGCACAAGCCGGACUCUCCUGCUCGCCUUUCACACAAGACACACAACACACACAGAGAGAGAGACAGACACGCGAUUGAUCCGCCUUUCUCUCCAGGCAGAGAGGGAGGCCUGGUCCCUCCUCUUGUCGGCUGCCAAGCUUUACCAAGGGCAGCAUCUGCACCUCUCGAAACCAACCAUCACCUCAGAAACAAUACAGAAGGAGUAACAAUAAAUUUUGGGGAGGGGGGACCUAACCCCUUUUUUUUCCAGGUUGUCUCCAGCCCCCCCCCCAAUUAAAUUCGAUUUUUUAAAAAAGAUUCACAUUGAGUGUACUGUAGUCUAGGAUGGCUCAAGGGGGGGAUGUUUGGAACAUCUUAAUGCAUGCUAUAAAUAUUAAGGAAAGACAUUCUAGUAAUAGGCUAGGUUUUUGCCGUUUAUCUUAAAGCCAAUCAGGAAAACACUUCCUUUCUUUUCUCUCUUUCUCUCUCUCUCUUCCCUUCUUAACUUUCUCUUUUCUAAAUUAAAGUAGGAAGUACAUAUGGAAUUAUGAUGGUGUGUGGACCGUUAAUAUAAUAGUGCUGGUAGUUGCUAGGUUGCUUACUGAGAAAUAGUUAUGGAUGGGUUACUUUUCUUGAAUGUUCUUGAAAGGGCAAAAAAAAAGUUAAUAAUAAUAAUAAUAAUAAUAAACUUAAGGAUACUGCAGCUUUAUCAAAGAAAAAAAAAGAUGAAAAAAAGGAAACUGUAACAUAUCUCUUAUAUAUAUGAAAACGUUUAAAGGUUUUAAAGAUAAAUUGCAUUAAUACAGAUUGAAGUAUUUUAUUCUUUUUUGACUUGAAAAAUUAUAUUUCAUAUUGCGAAGAUGUUUACAAGUAUUUUAAUUUAAGUUCAGUGAACUUUUUUGUAGCUGGGUUAAAUCUUUUUUAUUUUUUAGUAUGGCCUUAUGGCAAAGAACACUGUAUUAUUUUACUAUCACACAAUGGUGAAUGGAAUAGCAAAAAAAAACCAUAAAUGUCUAAUGCUUUGAACAGUAUUCUCUGUUGGGAUGAAGAUUUUUUAUAGGUUCAGAAAAAAAAAUCUUUUAAAACUGCUUCACCCAGCAUAUUUUCUAUUCAGUGAUAUGAAACGUAUUUUAUUCUAUAUUAUUACAAAAAAAAAAAUUGAAAGCGUUUACGCAUACAUCAAAAGGAACUGUUGAUGCUUUCUGACAUUUCUAUAAAUAGAAUUCAGUGGAAAUUCCAAAAAAAUAAAUUCUGUUGCACCACUAUAGUUUGGUAUUUCUAUUUUAAUACAUUUGUUUAUCACUUGUUUAUGUAUAUGUAGGUGAUAUUACUUGAUCUUAAAUGUACUUUACUGAGCAAAGUUUAAAAACAAAGUAUAUUUUAUUUUAUGAUAAAGGGCCUUUAACCUCAUGGUUAAAUACUAAUAUUAUAUUUGCUGAGACAAGAUUUGGAAUUGUAUCAAGAGUUUUAUUUUUCUGACAUUUAAAGUUCUACAUAAUAAAGGUAAAACUUAAGUAA